Molecule: messenger RNA, 1707 nt
Organism: Lampris incognitus (smalleye Pacific opah)
Lineage: Eukaryota; Metazoa; Chordata; Actinopteri; Lampriformes; Lampridae
Product: protein asteroid homolog 1-like
Exons: 3
Coding region: 1-1707 (568 amino acids)
Source: RefSeq, a predicted model, not a curated record
AUGGGGAUCCAAUGUUUGACACAAUUAGCGGAAAGCCAUCCUAUUUUGGAGACUUUUACAUUGAAAAAAAGAAAGAUUGUUAUUGAUGGCUCAAGCUUGUAUCGCUUUUUGUAUUUUAAAGUCAAUCUGGACGGGAGCCACGGUGGGGAUUAUAUUGGAUUCAAAGACGUGACGUGCCAGUUUUUCCAGGCUCUCGAAGCCUGUGAAAUUGAGGCAUAUGUACUUCUGGAUGGAGGCGCAGACCGCGAUGACAAGAAGAUACCGACUCAAAUUUGCCGUCUCGAGUACAAAGUGGAGAAAGUGAGCAGGAUUGUAAAUCGGAGGGCAGAAGAACGGGAUGGCGUUUUACCUCCACUCAUCAAAGAUGUCUUCAAACAAAUCAUGCGAGAAAGAAAUGUUGCCUUUGCCCAGUGUUUUGGAGAAGCGGACCCCGAGGUUGUCUCCUUGGCAAACAAGUGGCAGUGUCCUGUUGUGUCACAUGACAGUAAUUUCUACAUCUAUGACCUGAGCUUAGGUCUACUUCCUCUCCUCCACUUUGACUGGCAGGGCAAAAAGGACAACGAGAUCAAGGCCAAGCGCUAUCGGGCGUCCAUCUUCUGUGACCACUUUGAGAUAAAUAGUGUUCUGCUGCCAGUCUUUGCUUCAAUUGCUGGAAAUGAUUACUCAAGAUUAGAGGAUAGAGGUUGGUUUUUAAGGAAAUAUCCUGGUGAUAGAUCAAAAACCUGGCAGUUAGACCGUUUGCGUGCCAUUCUUUGGUUCUUGUCAGGAACUCUCGCCACACAAGAAGCCCAGGUGCAGAAUCAGCAGCAGGCUGUUAAUUUUGUUUUAAAAGAGACGGGUCACUAUACAGCAGAAAAGUGUCAUGAACUUAUCUAUUCCUCUGAUUUAUAUUCCAAAGUCCCUGCUUGCACCAUUGAUUCAUUUUUUGAUGACAACGGAAACCCACCAGUUAAACCAGAGUAUUUAAAUGUUCUGCCCGACUGGAUGGUGCUGCCACUGAUGCAGGGGAGACAAACCUCAUUUUUCAUCGAUGUUCUGCGACUACAGAGGAUGUAUUUGGGCUCCCAGGUGGAAAACAUAAACCUCCAUAGCAGUCACUCUGCUUCUGGUCAAAUUAGGCAAUACCUUUAUUGGCUACUUGUCAGAGAACAAGGCUUUGUCACAGAAUAUGACAGGAAACCAGGUGAGCUGAAGGUUGAAGAGAAGAGAGUCUCUCCUAUCCGACCCAACGCCCUUAAAGAAGACAAUCUGCCGCUAAAUAGAUUGAAUCAGGCCCCACAGGAAACAUGCCUGGCAGUGUUGGUAGAAGCUCUACACGUUCCUUUUCCCAACCCAGACUUAAACAACAUCCCUAAUGACUUGAAGCUUCCAGUUUGUGUCAUCCAUUUCUGGAAGAAAAACUGCAUGGAUAUCUCCAAUUGCUACGUCGAUGCCUUAUUACUGGGGGCUGUGUACGGAGAACGCCUCAAACAGAGCGAUGAUGGAAUAUUCCAGAGGAAGAUGACGAAGAAAAGGAAGAUGGCAGAAACAGAGGAGAGAUUGGACCUUGCUGUGGCUCAUGCCUACAGCCAAUGGCAGAGCCGUCUCAAAGACAGCCUCCAGCUGAACCAGCUCCUGGGCUCGCCCCUCCCUGAACCUGGCAUUUCCUGGUACGGUAUCACCCGCUGCCUUCUUCUCUGCAUGAUGCAAUUAGUGUUUGAACAGUAG